CGAUAAAAUGGCGGACCAGGCGCUCAACCACACGCAAACGAAGAAAUGGGAAACGAGAACGCUCGUGAUCAGAGCUCCUCGCCGGGACGGAGGUUAGCUACCCUCGCAAGGCACCUCAGCGUCGGCGAUACUUCUCUCAUUUCGUCUCGCGGAGAAGCCAUCAAUACCGCGCCCACCGCUGGAUUCCAUGGUGGAUCCGUUUUCGCCAACGUCGCCCAAGCACCGGAGGAUCCGAUCCUGGGGGUGACAGUUGCAUAUAACAAGGAUCCAAGUCCUAUGAAGGUAAACUUGGGAGUUGGGGCCUAUCGGACUGAGGAAGGAAAACCACUUGUGCUCAAUGUCGUAAAGAAAGCCGAAAAAAUGCUCCUCAAUAAUCCAUCUCGUGUUAAGGAAUACCUCCCAAUAACUGGAUUGGCAGAUUUCAAUAAAUUGAGUGCUAAACUAAUAUUUGGAGCUGACAGUCGCGCCAUUCAAGAAAAUAGGGUGACGACGGUGCAAUGCUUAUCUGGUACUGGCUCGUUGAGGGUGGGAGCUGAAUUUCUGGCAAGGCAUUACAAUAAGCGUGCAAUAUUUAUUCCUCAACCAACAUGGGGAAACCAUCCAAAAGUUUUUACAUUAGCAGGUCUCUCGGUGAAAACUUACCGCUACUAUGAUCCAAAAACAAGAGGAUUGAACUUUCAAGGUUUGCUAGAAGACCUAAAUAUGGCUCCCUCUGGAGCUAUAGUGCUCCUUCAUGCAUGUGCACAUAAUCCAACUGGUGUUGAUCCUACUCUAGAUCAAUGGGAACAAAUCCGGCGGUUAAUGAGAUCCAAAAGCCUGCUUCCUUUCUUUGACAGUGCUUAUCAAGGAUUUGCAAGUGGAAACUUGGAUGCUGAUGCACAAUCAGUACGGAUGUUUGUUGCUGAUGGAGGCGAAUGCCUCAUGGCUCAAAGCUAUGCGAAGAACAUGGGUCUAUAUGGGGAGCGUGUUGGUGCACUAAGCAUUGUCUGUGAAUCUGCGGAUGUGGCUGUUAAGGUUGAAAGUCAGCUGAAACUUGUGAUUAGACCUAUGUACUCUAAUCCUCCCAUUCACGGCGCUUCUAUCGUUGCUACCAUUCUAAAAGACAGAGAAAUGUACCGUGAAUGGACAAUUGAGUUGAAAGCCAUGGCAAAUCGUAUAAUUAGCAUGCGUCAGCAGCUUUUCAAUGCUUUAAGUGCUAGAGGGACACCUGGUGACUGGAGUCACAUCAUCAAACAGAUUGGUAUGUUUACUUUCACUGGGCUUAACAAAGAGCAAGUGAGCUUCAUGACUAGAGAGUAUCAUAUUUACAUGACUUCUGAUGGGAGGAUUAGCAUGGCUGGUUUGAACACCAAAACGAUUCCUCAUCUGGCUGAUGCCAUUCAUGCAGCAGUCAAUCGCAUCAAGUGACAAAAGGGGUAUUACUAUGAUUCAACUAUAGUUAAAACCUUACGGAUGAUGAAUGUUGGUUCAAUAAUUCCUCUCCCGAUUUCGCACCAAGUUGUAAUUUAAGGAUGGGGCUUUAUUAUUUUGCAACGGAUUCCGCCUGCAAACUUGUGUAUCGAAUAGACUACCAACUAUAUCUUCUCAAAUAAAUUCAAUAAUUGUCCGCCGAA
Molecule: messenger RNA, 1613 nt
Organism: Zingiber officinale
Lineage: Eukaryota; Viridiplantae; Streptophyta; Magnoliopsida; Zingiberales; Zingiberaceae
Product: aspartate aminotransferase, cytoplasmic-like
Exons: 12
Coding region: 46-1407 (453 amino acids)
Biological process (GO): biosynthetic process; amino acid metabolic process
Cellular component (GO): mitochondrion
Molecular function (GO): pyridoxal phosphate binding; L-aspartate:2-oxoglutarate transaminase activity
Source: RefSeq, a predicted model, not a curated record